AUGGGAAUAGCGGGAUUCCAGCGCUGGUAUCUGGAGAAUUUCCCCAGCACAGUCGUUACGGUAACUGGGGAGAGCGCGCCUGAGCACUUUGACCACGUGCUUUUCGACCUGAACCAGCUUAUCCACUUGGCAGCGCGCGUCGCAAGAAACCGCGACCAGUUUUUCAUCCGUUUAUUCAGGUGGUUAGAUAACAUUCUUCGGCUUUGUGUACCGAAAAAGUCGGUCUUCAUAGCGUUUGAUGGCCCGGCGCCCUUGGCGAAGCUCGUUACGCAAAAGCGAAGGCGCGUCCUCGAGUCGAGGAAACUCCACCGCACGCGCAAACGCAAACGACGUUGCGGCGUUGAUGUGCUCAGCCUUUCGCCUGGAACAGAACUUAUGCAGCUGACUUUGCAGGCUGUAGAAUUUUACGUUUGUUCUCGACUGCAAUCGAAGCGUCAUUUGUACCAGAACGUGCGUUUCGUUGUGAGUGGUCCGACUGUUCCCGGCGAGGGCGAAAUAAAAAUCAUCGACUACAUCCACCGCUAUGUGGACCCGCAGCACUCCGUUGUCGUCAUUGGCAGCGACGCUGAUCUCGUGGUAUUAGGACUGGCAACGCAGAAAGUUCGGAAUUUCUUCGUCUUCGUUAUCACUCCGCGAGCCAAUAUGCAGGACGCGCCCGAGCACGGGACUGCUCAGAAACGACAGGCUAUAAGCGCCAUCGUCAUUAGCGUCUGGCAGUGGAUUCGGGUUCUUGAUCGUUUUUUCCCCGGUGAAACACCGUCUCUGCGUCUAGAUCUGGUUGUGAUGCUCAUGAUGCAGGGAAACGAUUACUUGCCAAAGCUGCGCGGCACUUCAUUUAAUUCGAUCUGGGAGGCGUACAAGGCUUUGAAAUUGGACAAAGGGCCCAUGCGAGGAAAAUACCUCGUAUGCAGAGAGCAGCGCAGUUUCGACUGGGAAUUCCUGUACGCGCUCAUGAAGCGCCUCAUCAACCCGCUGGUCCCGAAUCUUACGAAAGAGCUCAUCGAAAUGUAUCGAGAAGCGAGCAUACGUGGGCAAGAAGCGCUGAGACUCGCCCAAGCGGGGAAUGCAUCCGUAGAGGCCUCGUCAUCCUGCGAAUCCGAGUCAAAAGAUUCAGUCGAACGCAACGUUCACCCGAGUGAUCUGGAAGAUGGCACCGAACCUGACGCUGCGCACGGCGAAAUUUCGGCGGACGUCACGGAUCCUGAGGAUAUUUUGGAGAAAGUGGAUAUACCGGAAGGCAUAUCGGUGGACGACGACGAGAAGCUGUACGACACAGAGGAAUGGCUGCGAACGUUGCUUUGGGCGCUCGCGAUGUAUAUUGAUGGAUUCUGUCCCGAUUUUUACCACACAUAUUCAAGGGCCUAUGGACCAUCGGCAUCAGACAUUGUUCGAUGGCUUAAGGAGAACGACGGUGAUCCGCUCCUGCAACUGCAACCGCCGUUGAGCGUUGCACCACCGCUACCACCGCACGCAGCGCUGUUAGCCCUGGUCCCGGCGAGCGCGGCGAGGCUUCUACCGCAGCCCAUCUUCAAAAGAGUACUCUUGCGAAGUCAGCAGCAAGCCGAGAACUCCGAAAGCGCCGCAGAGAUGGGAACGAAUGCCGACGAGACUGCAAAACUGAUCACAUUCAUCUUGCAAGAUGACGGGCGACGCACGAAUCGUUCACUUCUUUUGCGUGUUGUCGAAGGCAUCCGCGAUGACGAAUACGAAGAAAUCGAGAAGCAUCGGACCCGGUUAAGCUCGUCGGUGGCUUUCGCACUUCGUCAGGGUGACAUGUCUGGCAAUGGUCGGACGUGCGCGAGCUCCCAGGAGCGGGCCCCAAAACUACCAGAGCCGCCUGUGCAACGGUUCGCCAAGCUGUCGCUGUCAGGUGCAGAGUUCAGCAUUGAGGGCGUCCAACUUACAAGCACGCCGCCGUGUCGCUCAUGGUGCUGGAGUACUGACGGGACGGAAGCGCGUCGAACGAGCAAAAAAGCGGUUUCGGUACAAAAUCUGUCGUACAAGCGCGUAUUUACCCGCAAAAUACAAUCGGAACGUUCUCAGCGGGACAGAAAACGCAUCAACCAUGCGACUGAAAGAAAUCCUUAG
Messenger RNA from Cyanidioschyzon merolae strain 10D, 2088 nucleotides. RefSeq lists its product as hypothetical. Gene Ontology annotation, molecular function: RNA binding; 5'-3' RNA exonuclease activity. Gene Ontology annotation, cellular component: nucleus. Lineage: Eukaryota; Rhodophyta; Bangiophyceae; Cyanidiales; Cyanidiaceae. Gene Ontology annotation, biological process: nuclear-transcribed mRNA catabolic process. Bases 1 to 2088 code for a protein of 695 amino acids. The record is from RefSeq and is a predicted model, not a curated record. The transcript has a single exon.